This is a messenger RNA of Phalaenopsis equestris, 1366 nucleotides long. RefSeq names its product spastin-like. Gene Ontology annotation, cellular component: microtubule cytoskeleton. Bases 206 to 1366 code for a protein of 386 amino acids. The transcript is spliced from 9 exons. Gene Ontology annotation, molecular function: ATP hydrolysis activity; ATP binding. Lineage: Eukaryota; Viridiplantae; Streptophyta; Magnoliopsida; Asparagales; Orchidaceae. The record is from RefSeq and is a predicted model, not a curated record.
ACAAUAUUGCGCUCAUAAUUCUGCUUCUCUUCUUCUCUUCCUUCUCUUCGGUGACGUACAUCGCUGAAUCAUGACCUUUUUGUUAAAAACCACAACCUUUGAGCAGGCUAUCGUGUAAUCGGAAUCCGACCCUCUCAAUUCUUCUUCUUUUUUAUCUCUAGCUCACGAUCUUGCCCUCUUUGGCCUUUUCGAUUUUCUUGCAGGAAUGAGCUUCUUCAAAGACCUUGUUGAUUCCCUCUCCUCCUUAUUCCCCUCUGCUGCGUCGGUUUCUUUUUCCGCUCCUCCACCGCCUCCGGCUUCCGAGGCUGUGAUGGAAGCUACUUCGGUCGUCAAUGAGCGGGUCGUCCUCAAGCUGAAGGGCUACUUUGAAUUGGCAAAGGAGGAGAUUGCUAAGGCAGUGCGAGCCGAGGAAUGGGUCCUCAUCGACGAUGCCAUCACGCACUACAGGAACGCUCAGCGCGUGAUGCUCGAAGCGAAGGCUGCCAGGCUACCCCCGGCACUAUCAUCGAGAGAUCAUCGCCUGGUGAAGGAUUAUCAGCAAAAGAUUUCAAAAUGGCAAGAGCAGGUGUCUGAGAGAUUACAAGUUUUAUGUCGGAGAGCAGGUACAUCGUCAUUGAAGGCUAGCACUAACCACUCACCAACUGGAAAAACAUCAUCUAUGGGGUCAAGUUUGAGGAGAGGUAAUUUCAUAUCAGGAAACGAGAGUGAUAGUGGCAAAGGCUCAAAGCACAUUCAAGGUUCUUCUGGUGCUAAUGAUUCCAGAUUGGUUGAAAUGAUAAAUAUGGUUAUUGUUGAUAAAAGCCCUGCUGUGAAGUGGGAUGAUGUUGCUGGUCUAGAGAAGGCAAAGCAAACCCUUUUGGAAAUGGUUAUCCUGCCAACUAAGAGAAGGGAUUUGUUUACUGGACUACGGAAACCACCGAGAGGACUACUUCUCUUUGGGCCACCAGGAAAUGGUAAGACAAUGCUCGCCAAGGCUGUUGCUUCGGAAUCAGAGGCUACAUUUUUCAAUGUUUCGGCAUCCUCCUUAACAUCUAAAUGGGUUGGAGAGGCAGAAAAACUUGUCCGGACUCUUUUCAUGGUUGCUGUUUCUAAGCAGCCCAGUGUUAUUUUUAUGGAUGAGGAAAAGCUAAAUGUUGGUGGUAACAUAGAGGAGUAUGAGGUUUUGGAGCAGAUUGGCAGAGGGGCAUGUGGCUCUACUCUUCUUGUGAAGAACAAGGUGGAAAAGAAGAAUUAUGUCUUGAAGAAGAUCAUACUUGCUCGACAGACAGAUAGAUGCCGCAGAUCUUCUUCGCUAGACAUUGCUCCUUCUGCGGUAUCUUUGACACUCAACGACUUCGGCAUCUCGGCUUCAGCAAUUUUGGCGUGA